GUGUCCUCUGAUAGAUUAUGGAUGAGUUAUGGAUGAGUUUUAUAAUAUUGGCAAGAAGAUUGCAAGAAAACUUUCAGGUCACCGGAAUACGUGUCUCAGAUGUGCCACUCACCAUCGAGUCCAGCUACCAGAAAGCUUCAAGCCCAUCAUCCAUCAUCUCUACAAACGCAAGACGGCCAAUUGGAACCAAGAAACCCACCCACGCACGGUCUCGACACCCUCAACUUCAAUAAUUCCUUCCUCUCCCCGGAAUUUGCACCCACCGAGAUGCGCACGGUCGUCCAAGGAGCCAUCCUUAUCGGCGUCGGCGGCACUGCCGUGCUCCUACAGAUGGCUAUGCCGGGCAUUGGCGCAAGGGUUGGCUACUCAGAUGAUGACUCGGGUUUGGAGUUGUGGGCUGCGGCGACGCUACACAGUGCGACUCCAGUAGUCCUAGAAAUCUGCGCGCGUCUUGGGCCAUAUUUCCGGUGGGACGCGCAGCGAAGGCGCGAGUACGGUGUAUGGCGCUUAAAUUCUAUGCAGAUGUCCUUCGUAAGGCUGAUCGCUGUGGAGUGGAUGCCGAUAUUGCUGCGUGAGCCUUUCUGGGUGGAAGAAGACUCCAGAGGGCGGCGUGUGGGCUAUUGGGUGGUCAGUGUCAUGGUGUAA
Paraphaeosphaeria sporulosa is the source of this 645-nucleotide messenger RNA. RefSeq lists its product as uncharacterized. The record is from RefSeq and is a predicted model, not a curated record. NCBI's taxonomy places the organism in Eukaryota, Fungi, Ascomycota, Dothideomycetes, Pleosporales, Didymosphaeriaceae. The transcript has 4 exons. The coding region runs from base 100 to 645 and encodes 181 amino acids.